Scylla paramamosain (green mud crab) is the source of this 597-nucleotide messenger RNA. RefSeq lists its product as uncharacterized. The transcript is spliced from 5 exons. Bases 1 to 597 code for a protein of 198 amino acids. The record is from RefSeq and is a predicted model, not a curated record. Lineage: Eukaryota; Metazoa; Arthropoda; Malacostraca; Decapoda; Portunidae.
AUGGCAACACACCUGCGGCGCCACCCGAGGUCACCACCGAAACCACAAGUACAGUUCCCCUUUCACUCCCCAAGCAACCCCAGUAUAUCCCAGUUCCUUGCUUCCCACCCCAUUAUCCCAACAGUACACCCCCCCUCCGUCCCAGCUCAGCCCCAGUCCUUCCUCACCCCUGCAUCACCCCCAGCAUCACCCAAACACCCCCUAUUAACCUCCCUUGUCUCUCAGUGUUCAUAUUUCACCCUGCUCCUUGACCUCCCGCCAGCCCUCCCUGCCUUGUUGCCUCCUCUCUCCUCUCAUCCUUCCCUCUCCUCUCCACCCAUCCACUCCCCGCCUGUGUCGCGCCAAGUGGAGCGAGGGAGGAACAAGGUGGGGGCUGCCUCGCGGGGGCAUCUGAGGCAGGGUCGAGGGGGGUCACUGGAGACCUUGAGACAAGACACUACAGCCGCCUUGUCUCCCCCGCCAUCGUGUCCUAAACAUGUCCUCGGGCAGCUGUGGGCCUCGCUGAUGUGUGGCCUCGCUGGCACCUCUCCUGGUCUCGACGUCUCUUUCAGGGGGAGGAAGGUUGGGGUAGUGGAGGUGUGUCUUGGAGAGUUGUAA